Colletotrichum higginsianum IMI 349063 is the source of this 789-nucleotide messenger RNA. RefSeq names its product histone H3. The record is from RefSeq and is a predicted model, not a curated record. Gene Ontology annotation, molecular function: DNA binding; structural constituent of chromatin; protein heterodimerization activity. Gene Ontology annotation, biological process: rRNA transcription. The transcript is spliced from 3 exons. The coding region runs from base 1 to 789 and encodes 262 amino acids. Gene Ontology annotation, cellular component: nucleosome. Lineage: Eukaryota; Fungi; Ascomycota; Sordariomycetes; Glomerellales; Glomerellaceae.
AUGUUGCAAGAUUUCCAACCAAUCAAAAAUCAGCCAUCUGUACAUCUGAACAACAAAGCGCAAAAUACCGCCUGCGGCACACAUCUUUUUUCAAAGCAAUCGCGCUUGCCAAAACGGCAUCCCCCCCCCAAUUGCACCCACUCACCCACUCACCCACGCGGACAAGGCAGGCACGCACAGACCACCUUCCUUUCGACGCACAAUCACUCCCCUCUGCAGCCAGCGCAGUUUCCUACCUAUUUAUUUCCCUCCGCCCUCCACCCACUCCUCAACCUUCUCUUCUACAUCCACUCACAACACAUCCACAUCCAGCAACCAACCAACUUCAUCAACAACUUCCAACAAACACAUCAACUCCAUCACCACACAACAGUCGCAAUGGCCCGCACCAAGCAGACCGCCCGUAAGUCCACUGGUGGCAAGGCUCCCCGCAAGCAGCUCGCUUCCAAGGCUGCCCGCAAGAGCGCCCCCUCCACCGGAGGUGUCAAGAAGCCUCACCGCUACAAGCCUGGUACCGUCGCUCUUCGUGAGAUCCGUCGCUACCAGAAGUCGACCGAGCUCCUGAUCCGCAAGCUCCCCUUCCAGCGUUUGGUUCGUGAGAUCGCCCAGGACUUCAAGUCGGACCUCCGCUUCCAGUCUUCCGCCAUUGGCGCUCUCCAGGAGUCUGUCGAGUCUUACCUCGUCUCCCUCUUCGAGGACACCAACCUCUGCGCCAUCCACGCCAAGCGUGUCACCAUCCAGUCCAAGGACAUCCAGCUUGCCCGCCGCCUCCGCGGUGAGCGCAACUAA